GUUCAUUUAUAAUAUUUGGGUCAAUGGAUACACUACAGUUUCCAAUAUCGUGGGGGGCAAUCGUUUGUUCCGGAGAUUUUAAUUUCUUUACACAUUUAGGUUUUUCUAAACUGCCAUGGUAUUGUUUACCGUAGUGAAGCUUUGGGUAGUAUCUUGUACCCUGUCAGUUUUCAGAAACAUUAUUUUAGAUUAGCUAACUCAAAGGAAAAGCUUCAAGGGUUUUAUGUGGCAAAACCAAUUAAUUAAACUGAAAGCGCUGCCAUACUGUGGCAUAUGCUUAGUGCAAGACACCAUGAGCUGAGCGCAUGCCACUCCCCCACUCGACUGCUGUGCUGUGGGAUCUACCACCACGUGGACAAAACGAGAACUCCAGACCUCCAUCUUACAAUGGAAAGCAACAGCGAUAGCUCGUAUCAGGAAAAAGACCAGGAAAAGCUGGUCUCCCAAAAUCGUAGUGUUCUUGCAGACCUCGUCAUAUCCUCCACUAGUUCCUCAGACAGUGAGGAGCAGCCCAGCCUGGUCACAAUAAAGAAGCCAAGUUGGAGUCUGCCUCAUACUUCCACCACCAAAACCAGCACACACAAGACCAACAGCAGUAGAACUCAUUCCACGUGGACCAAAGACUUUCAAGAUCAGACAGACAACCAAAAGGUGACAAGUCAGAGCAGAAAAAUACAAGGCUCCAAACUGAUUGACCCUGGAUUGGACAACAGCAGUACAAGCUCCAACACUGACCUAGAGGGUCCCUCAGGCUGCACCAGCACUGGCACUAGUCCACAGCACAAGGACAAUCCAUUCAAAUCAAAGCCAUGGUCUGUAAUGGACAUCACUCAUCUGCUGGAGAAAAUGCAGAACCAGCUUCCCAAGUUGGACAAAAAAAGCUGCCUAUACACUGCCAAAAAGAUAAACUGGAAUAAGAUUGCAUUUGACAUCUUUACUGCUGAGGACUGCAAGAAAGCAUUUGAAUUUCUUCUCAGUAACAUCAAAUUAAUGAAGACGAUGACUGCGGUUAUAAAUGAGCUGAAAGAAAAAAUACCAAGUGGAAAGUUGAAAGCAAGCCUCAUCUUACAACCUCGACAGCAAUUUGUGAGGGAUUUUGCUGAUAAGAAUAAAGGGUUGGUGUCUGGGAUUGAUUUAUUUGCUGCAAGUGCUGAAGCAUGGAAGAAACUGCCACCAGAAGAGAAGGAGCAGUACAAAAGGGACUACAUUUUGGCCAAGGAAAAGGAGAUUGCUCGCAUGUGUGGUGAUGAGCCUCCUGUGCAACCCAGGAUUCCCUUUGAACUGUAUUAUGAAGAACUGUGCAAUAAGAAAGGGAAGAAGAACCUAGAUCUGAAGGCCACUGCUAGGAAGAAAUACAAGAAUCUAGGUCCAAAGAAGAAACUGAAGUAUAUUUCAUUGUCAGCCAUUGAAUUAUAUACCUUUGAGCUUCAGGCUGCUAAAUAUCUUGUGAAGCAUCCAGACUGGACUGUUCCAGCACGGAAGGGGCCAAGCAAGGAGGACUGUGAGAUGUAUCUUAGAUCUUUAGGUAUGCCCCUUCGUCCUCCAAACAGAGCCAGCCUUCUGUAUUACCAUCAAAAACUGAAGGAAGGCAAGUUUGACAACAUUCCUGGUACUAGACGUCUCUUUCAUGCCACUGAACAGUUCAGAAAUCUUUCUGAUAAUAAGAAAAGAAAGUACAGGGAGAAACAUAAGCAGAUGGUUCAAGAAUACUCGGUAGAAUAUGAAAAUUGGAGGAAAAGUCAGAAUGAUGUUGUGCAGAGCCUUGCAGACAGUUUUUUGGGCAGAAAGCAAGUCUUACCCCCUGGCACACUGUGCUGGCUUCAGGAAUCUUCCAGGAAGAGAGAAGAAGCAGUACUCAGUGAAUCCAAAUUGGAGAGAAAAGACACCCUCUGCUGGGAAGCAAGAUGGUCUUGUUGCAGGCAACAGUCAGAAUGUGAGCCUGCUGAAUUCUCAGAUAACAAGAAUCUGCCCUCUUCAGAAAUGCAGAAAUUGAGACAGAUCUGUAAACAGGAGGUUUUUUUCAAUGUUGACCAACCACUGGAAGCAAGGAUGGAGAAAAUCAUGCUCAUGUUAAGUGGAUAUGAGUACCUCCCCAGCAAAAUUAGGCAGAAUUUUGAUAGUACAUUAAAGAAGUGGAAGUACACUCUUCAGGCAUCCAUCAUCAAUGAUGUGAGGCGGCUGGGCACAUAUGAGCAGCAGGAGUUCCUCUUGAAAUACAGGUCUGUGUGCAAGCGCUUUUUUAAGUGUGACAUCUUCUCUGUGUUUGACACUGACAAGUAACCAAAGUUCCAUUACUUAUAGGUGAGCAAUGCAAAUGUCUUUGUUGUAUGUGCAUACAUCGGAUAAUACUCUUCUAACAGGGAUGGGUUAAUAUAAUGGAUAGAUUAUGAUCUCAAGAUAAGAAUACUAGAUGAUCUCACUCAAGGCUACAAGUAUAUAUACAAGUAUAGUAAUAGAAUAUCAAAUGUUUAUUUCUGUUGAAGGUAGUAUACAAGAGCUAUAAACAUUUAGGGAAGACAUUUGUUAAGAAAAUAUUAAUUUAGUUAAGUGAAGAAAGCUCCCCUCAUUGGCUUUGCAAGAAAACAAUAUUUUCAGUAUGUACAUUUACUAAAGCUUUUAUGUGAUGAAAAGUCAACAUUGAUCAAUAUUGUAUUUAUAGUGAUAA
Messenger RNA from Scylla paramamosain (green mud crab), 2665 nucleotides. Its product is annotated as nucleolar transcription factor 1-like. NCBI's taxonomy places the organism in Eukaryota, Metazoa, Arthropoda, Malacostraca, Decapoda, Portunidae. Bases 274 to 2280 code for a protein of 668 amino acids. The transcript has 12 exons. The record is from RefSeq and is a predicted model, not a curated record.